Cantharellus anzutake is the source of this 1425-nucleotide messenger RNA. RefSeq names its product Di-sulfide bridge nucleocytoplasmic transport domain-containing protein. The record is from RefSeq and is a predicted model, not a curated record. Gene Ontology annotation, biological process: lipid homeostasis; nuclear envelope organization. Gene Ontology annotation, cellular component: nuclear membrane; nuclear envelope. Bases 1 to 1425 code for a protein of 474 amino acids. The transcript is spliced from 5 exons. Lineage: Eukaryota; Fungi; Basidiomycota; Agaricomycetes; Cantharellales; Hydnaceae.
AUGGCCCGUCGGUUUGAGCCGCGCUCAAAACAUGCGCCCAUGGAAUACACGUAUGAAAAACCAGAAAUGGAGCGUAUAGCUCCUUGGAGCCCUUUCAAGGAAGCGUUGGAACGAUCAAGAGGGCAAUCGCAGCAACCUAAUGCCACACCUUCCACUUCCCCCGAGGCACUCCAUGCACCCACAUCACCUCACAGUCCUUUUCAGUCUGGUACUGGGGGAGACUCGAUGUCUUUAUUUACCUUUGUUUCGACACGUAAAGAGGAUCCCUUUUCAUGGACGCCUCCAGCGAACUUCUCCCCUCAGAAAGCGUUCCCUGCGAGCCCAUUGCUUCAAUCCAGUACCGCUGAUGUCAGCAUGAGUACCGCUGGGUCAGAAACUCCAGACGCAUCGCCAACCUUGGCACGUCGAGUUAGGAAGGACAAUUUCCUGAAUGGUGCCCAUUCGAGCCCUUUUGCAUCAAGGAGCCAAACCAGUCCUCUACGCCGCUCAGCCAUACGAGCACGAGAACGUGACCGAAGCAGGGAACGUGAACGGCAGCACGACCGCCGCCGGGGGUUAACGAAAGCCAAGAAAAUAGGGAACGAGACAAGUAGCGACGAUGAGCAACAGGAUGCGUGGAAAGGCAAACAAUAUCAUUUGCAUUUCCCUGGACCGAGCCUCUUACAUGGAGAUGUGCCCUAUGUUCUCUCAAGGAAAGUACUGGAUGUUGUGCGUAUCAACGUAGGAUCGCUACGUUCCUUUAUGGUGUGGUCGUGGCUAUCCUUACAAUUCAUCGUGAUGUCGAAGAACGAAUCGCGGAGUAUUCAGCCAGCAAAUAUUCUCCGCGAAAUGGCGCACUGUUCAAAACAGUAUUUGGAUAACCGAUGUGAGCCAUCACAGCGAGUACCUCACAUGGAGGAGACUUGCAGGGCAUGGGAGGAAUGUAUGCAUCGUGACCCGAGCGCUGUUGGUCGUGCUAGAAUUUUUGCGGAGACUGCUGCACAAGUCGUGAAUGGUUUCGUGGAAGAAAUCAGUUGGAAGACACUUGUAAGUGCUAAGGACAAUGCAACCUUGGCUCUUUUCAAUGCAAUCUCCCCCUUGAAGGCAUUUACACUCGUAUCGCUGGGCUUCCUGAUCUUGUUCGCGAACAGUCUCCUCAGCCUGUAUCGUUCCCACCAUCCUCUUGGAACAUCUACAGCAAGUUCGCGACAAAGUCAUCCAUACAUUGCCCCUUCAUAUCAGCCAGGAAUACUUCCCCCUGUUCAGACACAAGACUCAUGGCCACGGGCAGCGUCCCCUGUAUGCCAUGCCAUCCCUGCCCUUUCCGCUGCCCCUCCAUCACCCUCGAAAUCUCGAAGUCGAGGCGGGAGAGUGAAUAAUCGUGUUAAUGUUAAUCUCCAUCCUCUCCCAUUGUAUACAUUCCCGGGUGCGAAAUUGUUCGGUUAA